ACAACCCAGAGGUUUUCUGUCGUGAGUCGCAGGUGAAUUUGGCGCAUCUUUCGCAUUUUUGUCAUAUUUUCCGACUCACACGAGUGCGGACUUCCGGAACAAGUUUCAAACUUGUGACUCGUUUUCCUGGCCGGGAAACCUUUGCAACGGCUCUCCUCACCCCUGCCCAAAACACCACUACAGGACCCAAGGCCUUCCCCCUCACCUCUGUGUUGCAUAUUUUGGGGGAAAGCAGCAGUGUUGCAGAAGAGAGCGGAAGUUCGAAACCCCUUCACCGACUUGGCGUUGUGGACUUGGGGGAAAAUGUCUCCCUCCAACAUUGUUCUCUCGCAUAGUUGGCGAGCCUACAGUGCACUACACAGCCGUGUGGCGGUGCAUGCUAAACAACGCGCGGUACGCUACACACACCAUGCAGACCCAAGCGCUCCUUCGGCUGAGACCGCCGAGCCAUGUCGUCGGAAAACUGGAGCCAAAGCACCCCCAGCCAGCAGCCGCAGCACUCACCCGGUCAGACCAACGAAGAUGAUCUGGCCAACGAUGCAGAAGGGGUGUGGAGCCCCGACAUCGAGCAGAGCUUCCAGGAGGCACUGGCCAUCUACCCUCCCUGUGGCCGACGGAAGAUCAUCCUGUCUGACGAAGGCAAGAUGUAUGGUCGCAACGAACUCAUUGCAAGGUACAUUAAGCUAAGAACGGGAAAGACGAGAACAAGGAAGCAGGUGUCUAGUCAUAUGCAGGUCCUUGCCAAGCGAUCGUCAAGGGAUAUUGCCAAGCAGUUUAAGGGGCAGCCUUCGGACUCAUGCUACCCCCGCUCUUACCUUGAUCAGGAAUCUUUUUUCGCACUUCAGGACCAGAGCACCAAGGACAAAGCCCUGCAGAGUAUGGCGGCCAUGUCGUCAGCGCAGAUCGUCUCAGCUACGGCCAUCCACAACAAGGCUGCUGCCAUGGGCAUAGCUGGGCUGGGCAUACCGGGGGCGACCCCGCUGCGUCCACCCUAUCCCGCGCAUCAACUGUGGCAGCCAGGCCUGACACAAGCAGGUACCUCGCAAGAUGUCAAGCCGUUCUCGGCGACGGCUCAAGCCUAUGCACCUGGCGGGGAGUACGCGGCGGGGAUGACCCCCGGGGGUCCCCCGGCCUGGGAGGGCCGGUCCAUUGGCACUCGCAAGCUGCGGCUGGUGGAGUUCCAGGCCUUCCUGGAGCUGCAGCGAGACCCAGAGAGUGUAAGUGAGUACAGCAAGCAUCUCUUUGUUCACCUUGGCUCAAAUGUCAGCUAUUCAGACCCACUGCUUGAGGCAGUUGAUGUUCGUCAGAUCUACGACAAAUUCCCCGAGAAGAAGGGGGGUCUGAAGGAGCUGUACGAUAAAGGCCCUGCAGAAGCAUUCUUUCUGGUCAAAUUCUGGGCGGACCUCAACACAAAUCUUUCAGAGGAAACGGGUGCAUUCUACGGUGUCACAAGCCAAUAUGAGAGUCCAGAUAACAUGACAAUCAUGUGCUCAACAAAAGUGUGUUCCUUUGGCAAGCAGGUUGUGGAAAAGGUUGAGACGGAGUAUGCCAGGUUUGAGAACGGCCGGUUCGUCUACCGCAUCCACCCCUCACCCAUGUGUGAGUACAUGAUCAACUUCAUCCACAAGCUCAAGCACCUCCCCGAAAAGUACAUGAUGAACAGUGUGCUGGAGAACUUCACCAUUCUGCAGGUUGUCACCAACAGAGAAACGCAGGAAACGUUACUAUGCAUCGCCUAUGUCUUUGAGGUCUCAACGAGCGAGCACGGAGCACAGCACCACAUCUACCGGCUGGUCAAGGACUGACACCCCCACCUCCUCCGCAACGCCCACACCCACAAACACCACCUUGCAGCCAGAAACCCGGGUGGGACUUGGAGGGAUUAAAUUCACCAAGUGUACGCGGGUCAACUGACUUUGAGUUUUUUUCAACAAAUCAAAAAAGGAUCGCAAUGGUUGGGGGCGAUGGCCCAAAAUGGAGAAGAUCUUUGUAUUACCUGAAUAGCGUUGACAAACAUUUCAGUUGUUUGCCAUUGUCAGCUCGGUAUACACAUGACAAUUGUCCUUCAGUUCUGACUUACGCAAACAAGACCUCGAACAAAUUAAGCUUGCUGUCUCCAAAAAACCAUAAGCGUUAGAUCAAUCCUUGCAAGAACAAUAAUGAUCACAGCUGGAUUUACGUUCCAUUGCUUGUAGUGGAAUUUGACUUCAGGUCUUAUGCUGGCAAUAGCUUGUACGCAUUUGUGUAUAGGUCAAACUUUCUUGUCAAAGGAAUCCGUACACAGCCCUGCCACCCUCUGCCUUUGUACCAGUGUAUCCCUACAACUGAUCCGGCCAUAGCUUUCAUUUUUCUGUAGUGGCUGUUGUACUAAACUGGUGCUCUGCAGCACGGCAGCACAUUUAAUGUCUUCUCUAUCUUGGGCUCUGGGCAGCCGGUUGAGUGACCAGUUGCCCGCCGAAUGCACCCACCGUAUCGAAAGAUCCCCCAGCCUGUGAUUGGAUAAACUAAAAUGGGUCAUGUUUUGGAGGGAAGUUGGCUUGUGGGUCGUUCUGUCUUUGUCUGUGUUUUCUUUUUAAAUAAUAUUAUAUAUUAUAUAAAUAUAUAUAAGUAUAAAUAUGUCAAGUGCCUCAACAGUUGAAUGUUUGUCAACAGUCCUGUGACAAUGCGGUGCUUACUUGGUUUGUAGAGAGAGGGCGAGUAUCAAAACACCAAAGAACUUGGCAGAAUUCCCUUGGAAAGAUCUUGAGUGGGCAAUGCUGAAAAAACCACAUCUUCUCUCAAUCUUUUUUUUUGGGGGGGGUGGAAAGUAGUAUGACCAGCAAGAUAAGAGAAUUGUCAAGCCAGGUUUUACCCCAAGUUUUUAUUUAAUUUUUUUUCCUGAUUUUAAUGGGGGAAACUUGUCAUUAGGCAGUUUUCCAGGCUUGAAAUGUAGAUCGCAAUUUUAGAUUUUUUUGUGUUGGCCAUUUACUCACUGCUUCUCAGUUGGCUUUCCAAGAACAUUGAAGCUGUAUUUUAAAAUCGUCCACUCACUUUUCCUGUUGUACAUAAGAGAAUGCUGAAAGUGCUUAAGCCUGAACCCAGUGUUAAUCAUAGAGAAUCUCAGUGCAUUUUGUAUGGUUAGGAUUAAGGCAUACUAAUCAGGAAACUUUGACAGCAUUGCUUUUUCAAGUGAGUGCCCGGUAGCUUGCCAAGGACUCCCCCUCUAUGCACAACCUGUACAGAUUUUUAACGAUUAAAGAAAGCUCUAUGGAUAGAUUUCUAUGUGUAUAGUCGUGGGGGGGACUUUUUUCUUCAUCCCUCAUGAAAAUGUGCCUUCAUACUGGUGUAUGAAAUUUUUUGUUUCCUCCAUAUGAAAUAUGAAAAAAAAAAUUGAUUGUCCCUCCUGCAAUCCCAAAUGGAUGGAAAUGCUUUUCCAGUGAUUUUGAAAAGGAUUUUUUUUGUGGCUUUGUUGAUUUGUUUGUUUUAAUCAUCGGGCGAUUUGGGAGAAAUAUUACAUCCUAAUGAUGUAAUUGAAUGAAGGUUUGCACUUGUGGGAUGUUGAGACAUUUAAAUUAAUCAGCCUCUAGAAGAGUUUUGGAUUUCAACAAAAUAAGAAACAUUUUCGCGCAAUCAGUCCCAAAAAUGUAUUUGUAAAAAUAAAGAGUGCAAAAAUAUAUGGCUUAAUGUAAACAAAAAAUGAGAACGCAUGACCUGAAUGGUGAAAGAUAAACCUUCUCUUCUGUGCAUUUCUGAAAAGUGGCUCAUUGGGGAAAUGUCUGAAGUAUGUUAUUUGGGAUGAAUUAUUUAUCAUAAUUUCAUGAAAAACUAGGGGAUAUUUGAAACUUUUUUUACCAAUAUAUAUAUUUUGAACAGUUUUGAUACAAAGUCAGAAAGCACAUAUAACUUUGUACCUACUUCACUACUCAAUUUUGUAUAAAUUAUAAAGAUUAGGUUUUCAGUGAUUAUACAGGUUUUCCAGCAGGAACUGGUGGGGAGUUUCUGUUCCUGAGAUAAAAACACCAUCGAUGAGUAUUUCAGUUGGCUUUAUGAAAGUAGAUGAAUUUAGUUUUUCUUAAUCAGAAUAAGCGUGUCUUCUUUCAGUAUUGUUGAAGACUAGUAGUUUUUGGCAUUGCAAACUCACCCAAGUAAAUGUACCUGCAUGGUUUCGAUGCCAAUUUAAACAAAAUCUAAUUAUCCUGUCAUUGAGUUGCAUUGUACCAAAACUAAAUCUGAUUCCUGGUCGUUUUUAUGUUUUGCUUGUGAACAGGGUUGGAAAAGCGUAGUUGGUAUCGGCAUUUGCAGAGAAGUUCUGAAGAAAAAAGCCAAUAGGUCUUGACUGAAAAUAUUUGUAGCAUCUGCAUAAUUUUUAGUGGUCAUUCUUUGACCCAGGUCACAAGGGGUCAUUUGAAAAGAGAUUGUUGAAUACUGAUGUUUACACUGAACUCAUACAUGUUGUGACAAUGCCUUGUAUAUCUUUUGUAUUCAUAAACUAUUGUCAUCGUAGAGGUGCAGUUUAGAUUCUAGCCAGUGUUUUUAUAAGUAUCUGUAAUUUUUAAAAUGUUACCAUGUGUUGACACCAAGCCAACUGCAAAAAGAGGAAAAAGUAACUGGAAAACUUUUUUCAGAAAACUGAAUUUUGUAAAUGUUGGUUUUAUUUUUAUGAGACUGUGCACAGUUUCUGUGUUUCUGUCGGACUUUUGAAUCAUCAGUCAUUUUUCUUUUUAAGCUGUCAGCCGAUAGUUGAAAUGUGGUUCAUGUUUUACACUCGUCCUCCAUUUCUCUUUACUUAUUUGGUCUAAAAUUAACCAAUUCAUCGCAACAACUGACGCUCUUCUCAUCAAGUAUGAUCAACCAAGUCACUGCUUAUUCCCAUGCCCUGGUUAUUCCAAAGGCCCUCAGUACCAUGAGUUGCCCAUCUUUUUAACUCCAUUUCACAAAUACUAAGGUCACCACAACUUUGUAUGUCCUCUCGGUUUUACUAACAUCAGAGUUGUAUGGAUGGUUCUGCUUAGAGACAAAGGCGCCAAUUCCGUUGGCCCCCAGGGAACCCAACCCUGUGUAAUUUUGGUUAAAGCCAUGUUUCUGCUGGUGCGCCCUUUUGAUUACAAGAAUGGCACAUUUGUUCAAAUGACCCUUGGAAAAAAUGGAAACCAUGCUUUCUUUUGUUUUCUCAGGAAGGCUGUUAUUAGUUUUUGUCGAGUAGAGUUAUGUUGGAAGUGUGAUCCUUAAUUUAUUAUUUUUUAAGUUUUAUAUUGUGCCUGUUUUCUAAAUUUCAUUUUCUGUUUUUGAUCUUCGCUGUGUUAGUACUUUAACCUGGUUUUGAAGCACAGUGACCUGGGCGGAAAAAAAAUGACAGAAAAGUUACCUUUUAUCCUUUAAUUCUUUGAGAAUGGUGAAAGUUUUUUUCAUAUAGAAAAACGAGGACAUUUGUAAUGAGGCAUCUACAAACUAUAAUUGGACUUCAUCAACAAACUGAAAUCGCAGAUGGUAGUCUUUUUGUGCAAGGAAGGAAAAGCUUGUGCAUAAAAUGUCCUCCAGGAGAAGUAAUGAAUGCAGUUUCUUUUAUUCUAAAUUGGUUUUUUUUUUUCAUUUUCAGCACCCACCAAGUGCUACAUUAAUAUGAGCUUGGGAUUCUUAUUCAUCUUAAUGCUCUCUUUUUGUAUUGCCCAAUUUGAUCAAUGAAAUCCGUCCUAAAAUUCAAAACAUUUUCUGAAAAAUCCUUUAACCAAUUACCCAGCAGUUAAUUUGCAGUUUUUAUCUUGCAUUAACUGCUGCAAGUGCUGUUAUUUGUGAAAUGUGAAUCAACUUGUUUCUAUUUCAAUUGUUAACUAUUCAAAAUUCAUUACACAGGGUGAUGUAUUCAAAGUAGUUGCCCAUGCAGUUGUAAAAAUAUCCUGGCUUUAAUUUUUUACAUUCAUGAAAUUUUGCAGUAAUUUAAAUCAAAUAUAGGAUGAUACCUGUGAUAAAGUGGCUAUUUCCACAGUGCAGAGUAACUGAUUUUUGCCUGGGAAUCAAACCAAGAUGCCUGCAUUUAAACAGUGCACAUUAGCAACGCCUGAAACAAUUAUUUUUCAUGGCUGGGGCUAUCAAAUACAGCAAAUCCAUGGCAGGCACAGGUGCCAUAGUUGCAAAACAGCUUAUUUUUUUGCCUGUGGCUAUCUUCCUCUCACUUUGGAUUCAGCUCUGACUGCUAACAUUUUUAAGACAUCACCACAUUGGCCAGAGCUUAGACACUAUUUAGGUUUCAAAAAUGGCUUUUUAUUCCUUCAUAUGUGUAAAAUAUUUUUUUUGUGCAUAAUACACAGAAAAUUAAAUUUUGACCAUUGAAAGCAUAUUAUGCAUGUUAUCAUUUCUUUCAUUUAUCAGAUCCUGAUUGGUAAAAUUUGUUUGAGGUGGCAGUAUUUUUAUAUGGACCAUCUUUCACGGAGUUCAUAAAAACCUGCAGUGAAUAUUUUUAAUUCCAUUUUAUUUACAAGAUACCACCAGAAAGAAAGAUAAUAGAAAGACAGCAAAUACGUAUUCCUUUAAUUUUGUUAAUUUUUAUUCAUGAAAUGUUAUUCAAAAGCAUACAUAAAUGAACAAGGAUGCUACGGUAUGAAGUGAAUGUUUAAGUAUGUUAUCCUGAACUAUCCACUUAAAGUAAUGUAACAAAAAUUGAGAGGUUUAUCACUUAAAAUCAAAUUGUAGAAAAAGUGUCAUUGAUGCUUAAAAAGCAAGCACAAGUGUUAUUUGGGCUCAGUGUAAGUUUUGUUUAGUUUUUAAGUGAAACAGGUGAUUCAAAGAUGAGUAUUAGCCCAUCAGUUGGGGGGAAUAUCGAUGGACAAGUGUCAGUGUCUCACUGGGUAAACUCUGACCUUUUGAUCUUUGGUUCAAAAUGGACAGAAUGGAGGGGUGUUUCAACAGCACAAAAAUGCUUGUUUUGGAUAAUGUACAAGGUCAACAGUUACCAGCAUUAGUAACUGUAUACUAUAUACUUCUGGUCCGGUUAACGAGACUUAGGCCCGUAUUCAAUUUGGGUACCUUUUGAAUGUUGGCAAUAAGGAACAUUGCCUUUUUUAGACUCGGCCGUUUUUGAUGUGCAACUUGAAUAAGGGAUUGGAGACACUCUGACGGCUGUUGUGUACCAGAAGAAUCAUUGGUGUGAUCACUGCCAUGACUUCAGGGAACAAUACCAAAAUGGCUGCACUGUCUUACUAUGACAAUAAUCAUGCAUUAUUAAAUUGAGCUACCUUUAAAGAGAAUAUGCCUGUUUCUGCGCACCAGUGACAUAAGCAGCUUUUUCAAAGUUUUGGCGUUACCAGUAUUCACUUUCACAGCCCCAUCUCCACGUUAGGAAUAGACAGGUUCGGAAACCUGCUUGUUUGCGUGGCUUUUAUUUAUUUUCCAUGGCUGCAGCUUGCUUGAAUUUUGUUAAUGAUAAAAUCAAGUUAUUUAGUCAAAUACACUGACAAAAUAAUGAAAUGCAAACAGAAGCUGCCUCUGUGCACAGUAGGCUGGAAAUGAGUGUUGGAGUUUUCAAUUUAAAGAAGGCAAGUUACAAACAAGUGUACUUCAAAACAGUUUCAGUUACAAGCAAAACCUGUAACUGACUUAUAGAAUAAUGUUGUGGUCUUUAAUGUGACAGUUAACGAACUUAUGUAGCGUUUCCAGCACCGAUUAUUUUGGCAUUUUGCUUAGUGCACACCUCAUAAUGUCAUUUGAGUGGUACCAUUCACAACCAUGGAUGAAACCUUUUUCAUUAUACCAGUGUAGAAAAGUAAAAAAAAAAAACUUGUAAACUUGAUGUGAAUAUGUACUACUUUCAGAGCAGCAAGAAUUAAAGACAGUUUGUACUGAAAAAUGAAUAAAUUUUUACAAUUAUGCCUUGAGAAUAAAAGA
Molecule: messenger RNA, 7857 nt
Organism: Acanthaster planci (crown-of-thorns starfish)
Lineage: Eukaryota; Metazoa; Echinodermata; Asteroidea; Valvatida; Acanthasteridae
Product: transcriptional enhancer factor TEF-1-like
Biological process (GO): embryonic organ development; hippo signaling; regulation of transcription by RNA polymerase II
Cellular component (GO): transcription regulator complex
Molecular function (GO): DNA-binding transcription factor activity, RNA polymerase II-specific; RNA polymerase II cis-regulatory region sequence-specific DNA binding
Source: RefSeq, a predicted model, not a curated record